GAUGAUAUGCAUGCAAUAAAUAAUCUAAAACUGUUAUUGAUGUGUUAUUAACAUGUCGGUGCCGUACACAAAAUUAUUUUAACUGAUCUUUUAAUCAGUAUAAAACUUUAAAACUCGUGAUUUAAAUAAAGAAUAACGGAAUACCCGAUUUAUCUGCGUCAAAAUAAGAAUUUCCCAUAGUAUGUAAAAGAGGCUUGCGCGAUGCUGGGCAAUCUGUAUAUACCGGUAUUUCGUUCGACUGUACGUGACUGCAUGCUGCGUGACAGGGGUCUAUACUGUCGUCAGAUUAGAACUUUACCUAUAACCUAUACACUGGUUUACGUUGUCCUGGCAUAUUAAGUAGCGUUUAGUUCAAGGGAAGCCUCAAAGUGCAGAAAAGCAUGUAUAUUUCUGUCUUGCUUUAUGCAAAUUAUUGUAUGUAAUGGUGUCGGAUAUGGACUCAGUGUGAUGUACGCCGAACUUGUUGUUGUGUUUGACUCUAGCAGAGGUGAAGCUGUCUUGCUGCAAAGCCUCUUUAUGGGGUUUGCGUCAGCCAGUGGGAUACUGUUUACUGGUUUAAUACACAGGUUCGGGCCCGGAGCUUGCAUUAUCUUGGGCGGUCUUACGGGCUGUGCUGGUUUGUUUGUCAGUGCUUUUACUGGUGAACUCAGCCUUAUUAUCAUUUGUACUGGAGUUGUAGCAGGUACUGCUUUCAGUAUUUGCCAGUUGGCUGCGUUCGUAACAGUCGGUUGGACAUUUUCGGGUUCAACAAGCUUUUUCCUUAUUUGUUUAAUGGCCGGUAUAAGUGUAGGCCAGCUUAUUUACCCUCUUCUGUUCGAGACUUUCAUUUCACAAUAUACGUGGUCAGGUGCUUUCGUCCUUGUUGCGGGGGUUUCAAUGCAAACUAUCCCUUGCGGACUUAUUGUAUAUUUUUCCGGUGAAUAUUUGUCAAAGGGAACGGAGCAAUCUCAAGGAAAAGGCCAUUCGUAUUGUGAUGUGACAAUGUUGAAGGACCUUGUUAUGUGGAUAUUUUGGGUGAAUUUUAUACUCAUCGCCAUGGCAGUAGAUGUUGAGGCGUGGUUUAUUGUUGACCACAUGGUGACACGUGGCUUUACACGUGAGGUUGGAUCUAUUCUUGUUUCUAUGAUCGGAAUUGGUAGUUUUAUGGGACGGCUAUGUGGGGCUCUACUCCGACUCAAAUGCAAGUACCCGUCUUUUUAUCACUGGACCUAUUUUUACUUGAUAAUAGCCGUUAUGCAUGUGAUAAUAUUGAACUUAAACGACUUCCGGUCGCUGGUUGCCGCGUGUAUUGUGUAUGGAAUGACGUUUGCAACGGCUACUUCCCAGAUUCCAGGAAUAAUGUUCGAGGCCGUUGGUCCGGAGAGAUACCCUCAGGCUAUGGCGAUAGCAAACGUAGUGUUAGGACUUGGUGAUAUGUUGGGCGCAUUAUACGGCGGUAAGCUUUAGGUGUU
Messenger RNA from Ruditapes philippinarum (Manila clam), 1451 nucleotides. Its product is annotated as monocarboxylate transporter 3-like. Gene Ontology annotation, molecular function: monocarboxylic acid transmembrane transporter activity. Gene Ontology annotation, biological process: transmembrane transport. Lineage: Eukaryota; Metazoa; Mollusca; Bivalvia; Venerida; Veneridae. The record is from RefSeq and is a predicted model, not a curated record. The transcript has 6 exons. Bases 403 to 1446 code for a protein of 347 amino acids.